AUGUUCACUCUUAGCCCCCUUCGUUUUCUCUCCUCCGCUGCUGUCGGACAUGCUCCUGCCGCCUCCGACACUCUCACCCUCCACAAGUCGAUCUUCCAGGCGUACGCAAUCAAGUGGGACAAACGCGACGCAGACCAUCCGAACCUCAGCCCCCACAUGAAGUCCGAAUGCGUCCCAAAGCUGCUUGAGGACCUCCACGCAGCGGAGCCCAGGACGCGACGUGCUUCACACGCCAUGUACGCCUGGAGGGUGCGUCCAGACCGCUCGACCCCCACUCCUCUCGUCGGCUCUUCCAACGGUGGCGAGGCGGGCGCGGGCGAGCGUCUGGAGCGGCUGCUCGAGCUCGGUCACUGUGAAGACGUCGUUCUCGUCGUCUUCCGGUGGUAUGGCGGAGUGAAGCUUGGGUCCGACCGGUGGAAGUGCAUCUCUUCGGUGGCGAAGGAGGCUCUCGACCGUGGGGGCUUCCUGUCCCGCCCGAGCGGAGAAGAUGGCGACCAAGCACCGAAGGGCAAGCGGCGGAAGUAG
This is a messenger RNA of Epithele typhae, 525 nucleotides long. RefSeq names its product ribosomal protein S5 domain 2-like protein. The transcript has a single exon. Gene Ontology annotation, cellular component: cytoplasm. Bases 1 to 525 code for a protein of 174 amino acids. Gene Ontology annotation, biological process: regulation of translational initiation. The record is from RefSeq and is a predicted model, not a curated record. NCBI's taxonomy places the organism in Eukaryota, Fungi, Basidiomycota, Agaricomycetes, Polyporales, Epitheliaceae.